Molecule: messenger RNA, 930 nt
Organism: Bacidia gigantensis
Lineage: Eukaryota; Fungi; Ascomycota; Lecanoromycetes; Lecanorales; Ramalinaceae
Exons: 1
Coding region: 1-930 (309 amino acids)
Source: RefSeq, a predicted model, not a curated record
AUGGCACAGUCGCUAGUUCAAUCAGGCCUUCUCCACAGUAUCUCGCGCCCAAAUCCACAACCUCUUGUAGCAUUCGAGCAUUUUGCCCACCACGCAGCCCAAAAAUCUACCAUCAUCCUCCUUGGCGGUCUUGGAGACGGCCUCUUGACCAUUCCGUACACUUCAAACUUAGCGGCUCGGCUACCAAAUCAUUGGCGUAUCGUGGAGCCUAUCCUCGGCUCCGCUUACAGGCAAUGGGGUUUUUCGACUUUAGGCGAGGACGUGGAAGAGAUUGUGCUUUUGGUGCAGUAUUUCAGGAGUAAUGGCGGCAAGGUGGUGCUUAUGGGUCAUUCGACCGGGUGCCAGAUGAUCAUGCAUUAUUUGUCUAGUCCGUUACGGCGUGGAGACGGGGAGCGUCCGAGGAUCGAUGGCGCCUUGUUGCAGGGAAGCGUGAGCGAUAGGGAGGGCAUGGUGAUGAUGCUUGAUGAUGAGGACUAUGAGCAUGCGUGUCAUUUAGCUCAAGAAUUGGUUGACGAUGGAAAGGCAGAUGAAAUGCUGCCGAUUGAGAUGACCAAGUUCUUCACGAUUGGCCCUUUGAGUGCGAAACGGUUUCUAUCGUUGGCGAGUCCGCCGCCGAACUUCGCUGGAGAGGACGAUUAUUUCAGCAGUGACUUGUCGGAUGGGAGGCUAGAGAGGACUUUUGGAGCUGUCGGAAGGAGUAAAGUGAGAUUUGCGUUUCUGUUUGGUGAUCGCGAUCAGCAUGUCCCGAAAAGCGUGGAUAAGAAAGCUAUGGUGCAGAAGUGGGAGCGUUUCAUAAAAGCCGCUGGUGGGACUGUCGAUGAGGCAAGCGGGAUCCUAGAGGGUGGCACCCACACAUUGAAGGAAGCAGGUGCGCCGCUUGAUUCGAUGGUUAAGAAGAUCAGGGGAUUUGUGAGUAGACUAGAAGUAUAG